Aphanomyces invadans is the source of this 670-nucleotide messenger RNA. RefSeq lists its product as hypothetical. The coding region runs from base 18 to 617 and encodes 199 amino acids. Gene Ontology annotation, molecular function: sequence-specific DNA binding; DNA-binding transcription factor activity. Lineage: Eukaryota; Oomycota; Saprolegniomycetes; Saprolegniales; Verrucalvaceae. The transcript has a single exon. The record is from RefSeq and is a predicted model, not a curated record. Gene Ontology annotation, biological process: regulation of DNA-templated transcription.
GGCCAACAUUCACCAGCAUGUCAUCUAUGCCAAGUGUCGGGCAUUUUCAAACUUGCAACGACGUGCUUGACAUGACCAACGUGAGCGCAAACGCCACGGGCGAGACGUUCCUGAGGAAGUUGCACCGCAUUUUGACCCACGAGAGCGCCCUUGUUGUGGGGUGGGAUGUCUGCGGUACCAAGUUCACCGUCAAGUCGACAGCCAAGAUGGAAGCAUCGAUUCUGCCACACUACUUUCGAUCGACCGGUGAUAUGACAUUCGCCACGUUCAGGAAGCAACUCGUGGCACAUGGCUUUUCAGUCGUGGGACAAGCACAAGACUCGGAAACGUUCGAACAUCCCGAGUACACCCGUAGCCGCACCAACGCCGUGGCGUUGUCGAUGAAACGCCGACGGCUGAGGCAACCCAAGAUAUCUGCUUCGCCGUCGCCGAUUCAACAAUGUCAACACAAUCGUGCCCGCACGGCCACCAGCGACAACUUGUGGCAGUUGCUGGCGACGGUGUGCUCCGUGAAGGGGAACCCUCUCUUUGACCCGCCCAGUUCCCACGAAGCGGUUAAUACGUUCGCCGUCGAUGGCUGGACUGAGCUGGCAACACCGGCGGUCGUGUGUUUGUGACAGCUGAAGUGUUUCGUCUUUCCUAACUUAAUGAAACCUAUUUUGGUAACUUG